UCUUCUAAGGUGUUGCGGACAUUUUUCUACAGCCCAACAUGGCGGGCGUCAUCAGGAGGCUCGAUGAGACCGUGGUUAACAGGAUAGCAGCGGGAGAAGUUAUCCAGCGUCCUGCCAACGCAGUCAAAGAAAUGAUCGAAAACUGUUUGGAUGCAAAGGCUUCCAGCAUCCAGGUGACGGUGAAGGACGGAGGCCUGAAGCUCCUCCAGAUCCAGGACAACGGCACAGGGAUCAGGAGAGAGGACAUGGAGAUUGUUUGUGAGAGGUUCACCACCAGCAAACUGCAGACCUUUGAGGACCUGUCAGCUAUCGCCACCUAUGGGUUCAGAGGAGAGGCUCUGGCCAGUAUCAGCCACGUGGCUCAUGUUACCAUAACGACCAAGACAGCUGAUGCAAAGUGUGCUUACAGAGCCAGCUACAGCGAUGGCAAACUGAAGGGCCCGCCCAAGCCGUGCGCCGGUAACCAGGGGACCCAGAUCCUUGUGGAGGACCUUUUCUAUAACGUGUCCACCAGGAGGAAAGCUCUGAAGAGCCCAGGAGACGAGUACUCCAGGAUCGUGGAGGUGGUCAGCAGGUACGCGAUACACAACUCUGGUAAAAGCUUCUCAGUUAAAAAGCAAGGAGAGACGGUGGCCGACGUGAGGACGCUUCCUAACGCCUCCGUCGUGGACAACAUCCGCAGCGUUUUCGGAAACGCGGUCAGCAGGGAGCUGAUCGAAGUUGGCUGCGAAGAUCCGAAGCUCGCGUUCACCUUAAAAGGCUACAUCUCCAACGCCAACUACUCUGUGAAGAAAUGCAUCCUGGUCCUGUUCAUCAACCACCGUCUGGUGGAGUCGAGCGCUUUGAAGAAGGCGGUGGAGAGGGUUUACGCUGCGUACCUUCCCAAGAACACGCACCCCUUCCUGUACCUCAGCUUGGAAAUCGCCCCACAGAACAUCGACGUGAACGUCCACCCUACCAAACACGAGGUGCACUUCCUGCACGAGGACAGCGUGAUCGAGAGCGUUCAGAAGCACGUGGAGAGCAAACUGCUGGGCUCCAAUUCCUCCCGCACGUAUUUCACUCAGACGUUGCUUCCUGGGCUGUCGGUUUCUGGUGGAACCGAGAUGAAGGCAUCCAGCUCCGCGGCGGAGUCCGCCGAGCGCGUCUACGCCCACCAGAUGGUGAGAACCGACUGCCGCGCGCAGAAACUGGACGCCUUCCUGCAGCCGAAAGAAAGGCCGGCACCCGACCCCGAGAAGCCCGGUCCCAGCAGGGGGGCGGCUCAGCCGGACAGUUUGGAGAUGGACGACGCAGACGAUGCAGAGAUGCUGGAGGCUGUGCAGGAAGCACAGGUGGAAGAAAGCAGAGAGGAAGGCAGCGUCACUGCUGAGGAGGCGCCAAGGAAGCGACCGAGAGAGGAGAACCGUCAGCCUCCAGAGAGGGAGGAUGACGAGAUGACGGCGGCAGCUACGCCCAAGAGGCGGGUGAUCAAACUGACCAGCGUCAGAGAGCUGAGAGCCGAGGUGACGGAGAACACGCACAAAGGUUUGCAGGAAAUGUUGCAGAAGCACUCCUUCGUCGGCUGCGUCAAUCCACAGUGGGCUUUGAUCCAGCAUCACACUAAGCUCUACCUGCUGAACGCCACCAAACUCAGUCAGGAGCUUUUCUACCAGAUUCUCAUCUAUGACUUUGGAAACUUUGGAGUCCUCAGACUGUCUACGCCGGCGCCUCUCUAUGACCUGGCCAUGCUGGCGCUGGACUCGGAGGAGAGCGGCUGGACGGAGGAGGACGGGCCCAAGGAGGGCCUGGCUCAGUACAUCGUGGACUUCCUGAAGAAGAAAGCAGAGAUGCUGGAGGACUACUUCUCCAUGGAGAUAGACCAGGAAGGAAACCUAACAGGACUGCCUCUCCUCCUGGAUAAAUACACGCCUAUAAUGGAAGGCCUCCCCAUGUUCAUCCUCCGCCUUGCCACCGAGGUCAACUGGGACAAUGAGAAGGAAUGCUUCAGGGACUUCAGCAAGGAGUGCAGCGCCUUCUACUCCAUCAGGAAGCAGUACGUCCUGGAGGCCGAGCCAGGGGAGGAGCCGGUAAGGAGGUCCGACUUUACCGGAACGAGAAAAACCUGCCUUCAGGUGUUUAAUGUUUGCCUGUGUUCCAGGAGGCAGAGGGGUGCUCCUGGAGCUGGAAAGUGGAACACGUCCUCUUCAAAGCCUUCCGAACGCUCUUCAGUCCCCCGAAAACCUUCAGCGAGGACGGCAGCGUGCUGCAGAUCGCCAACCUGCCCGACCUCUAUAAAGUGUUCGAGCGAUGCUGAGACACGAAACGCCUCCAGAGCUGCUGUUUUAUACGUGAAUCACUUGUUCUGUAAAUAAAUUUGUACAAA
This is a messenger RNA of Cyprinodon tularosa, 2365 nucleotides long. It is a transcript of the gene mlh1, whose product is annotated as mutL homolog 1, colon cancer, nonpolyposis type 2 (E. coli). Bases 39 to 2354 code for a protein of 771 amino acids. Gene Ontology annotation, cellular component: MutLalpha complex. Lineage: Eukaryota; Metazoa; Chordata; Actinopteri; Cyprinodontiformes; Cyprinodontidae. The record is from RefSeq and is a predicted model, not a curated record. Gene Ontology annotation, molecular function: ATP binding; ATP-dependent DNA damage sensor activity; mismatched DNA binding. The transcript is spliced from 18 exons. Gene Ontology annotation, biological process: mismatch repair.